This is a messenger RNA of Fraxinus pennsylvanica, 3591 nucleotides long. The record is from the annotation of a GenBank genome assembly. NCBI's taxonomy places the organism in Eukaryota, Viridiplantae, Streptophyta, Magnoliopsida, Lamiales, Oleaceae.
AUGGCAGAUUCAAGUUUCGUGGAUGUUAUAUUGGAAUUUUUGAGAAGGAACAAAUUUAAGAACGCUGAGGCUGCUUUGCGUGGUGAGCUGUGUAAUAGGCCUGAUCUAAAUGGGGUUCUUCAAAAGCUUAUAAUUGAAGAUAAGGAAUUGGGCAGUAAAUUGAGUCAAGAAGUAAAUGGGGGUAAAGUAGUUGAAGAAGAUAGGAAGAUUGCGAGUUUUCAAAAUAGUAGGGAAGGUCUUAUGGAGACAAUUAGUUCUCAGAGUAGUGGGGAGUUUCUCAAGGAGCUAAUUGUCAAAGAGAUAGAUUGUCGAACUGAGAGUAAGGGGCCUGAAAGCAAGUGGGAAAAUUUUUGUAGUACGGAGAAUCAAGGAAAGGUUAAGGAGUUGGUCGCGAUAAAUGAUAAGUACUUUGUGUUUGGUAAGAAUUCAGAUGAUACAGUGCAUGGUUUGUAUUCAUCGAUGUACAGACCAAGCAAUGGUCCUGUUCGUUCUUAUUGGAAUGAUGGUGGAAAUAUUAGUAGAAACAACUUUUUGUGGUCUCACGAUUCUGGGAAGUCAAGGUUGGAUUCGGCAGAGGCUCUUGAUGGUGAGGAUAAUGCGAGAUCUGGGACAUGUGUUGAUUUUUCUGCUGAAGAAAGAACAUCUUGGCCGGGGAGUACUAGUAAAACUAACGUGGAAUUGAAACUUGAGAGAAAUGGAAAGAGUGAGCUCAAGGGAGUUGAUCACCUAACAUGCUCCAAACAUAACCUUGCAGAUAAUGCCUGGUCCAGAAGUGACAAAUCUGCCCAUCCAUCAUCAAAGCUUUGGAAAGAUUGUUCAGUUGAAACUGUUUUGUACUCUUCAAAGGGAGAUGUAUCCAGCAGUUAUGACGGUGCUACUGAUACUGGUGAUAAAAAAGAUGGAAAAAGGAAAACGGAACUCAACCACAUUAUGGUUACAACAAAGGAUCAAGUGGAUGAGGUUGCAGGAGUUCCGUACUUUGGGAAGUCUCAAGGAGGUGGGCUCAAAGACUUUGGUGCCUUUGGUUUUCAAUUUGCACUUGAGAAUCAAAAGGAUGAGUUACCAAAGUUGGCGCCAGUGAGAGUCAAGUUGGAGGACAAAUCCGUCAAUGUUCACUGGGAGGAGAAAUUUCAACAUGAUGGACCUGGUUCGAAGAUCAUGAAUGUGGACAAUGGUUAUCUCAUAGGGUCAUUUCUAGAUGUUCCUAUUGGACAAGAAGUCAUUCCGUCAGGUGGGAGAAGGCCUGGAGGAGGUAGUUGGCUCUCCGUGAGCCAGGGUAUUGUUGAGGAUACUUCUGAUCUUGUCUCUGGUUUUGCAACCAUUGGUGAUGGAUUGAGUGAAACUGUUGAUUACCCCGAUGAGUACUGGGACUCGGAUGAAUAUGAAGAUGAUGAUGAUGUUGGCUACAUGAGACAACCCAUUGAAGAUGAGGCCUGGUUUCUGGCACAUGAAAUUGAUUACCCAAGUGACAAUGAAAAGGAUACAGGCCAUGGGAGUGUUCCAGACCCUAUAGAAAGGAACCAAAACAAAGACAAUGAAGAUGACAGGUCGUUUGCAGAAGAGGAUUCCUAUUUAUCUGAAGAGAGAGAUCUCCAAUCCAAAAAUGUUGAUCCUGUUGUACCUCCAGAUAAUCUUAUUGGGUUCCCAGUGAUUGAAAAGUACCUGAGAAAUGAUGAGAAUGACUUAAUUGGCAAACAUAUUGGACAGUUGAUGGAUGAGGAACUGAGUUUGAUGUCCACUGAGCCUGUCUGGCAGGGAUUUGUUUCUCAAACAAAUGAACUCAUAGUGCUAGGGGAUGGAAAGUUUCUGAAUGAAUAUGGAAGACCUCAUCUACAUGAUAAUUGCAUGGAUGAUGGUCAACAUGGUUCGGUUAGAUCUAUUGGUGUGGGGAUUAACAGCGAUGCUGCUGAUAUAGGUAGUGAAGUGCGUGAAAGCUUGGUUGGAGGUAGUACUGAGGGGGACAUAGAGUACCUUCAUGAUCAUGAUGUUGGUAUUGGUAUUGGUAUUGGUGGACUUAGAUACUCACAGCACAACUUGGAUAAGAAUUACGGUGAACAAUCAAAGAAAGAUAAAAAAAGAACAAGUACAAAUGACUCUGAUAAAUGUGAUAGUGAUACCAGUGCACAUACACAGGCCAAGAAUCACUUGAAUAGGGGGUUCUCAUUCCCUCCUCCUGGGGAUGUACAGUUGGUGCAGACAACCUCGGGUAAAUCAUUGUGGUCAAACAGGGGACAUGCUGCUGUAAGUGAUCAAGCUGCUGAUUCUACAAUGGCCAACAAUGAUGUGCUUGCGACAUGGAGGAACAAAAGCAUUGACUCUUCACCAACAAAGUGUUCAAGAGAUGAAAACAUUGAUAACACUGGGGGAUCCUUAAAUUCUAGCCCCUCGUCUCUUUUAAAUUAUGGCUACAUUGAACGGGAGCUUGAGAAGAAAGAAGGGGAUGUGAAAAUAACAAGUAUUCGAGAAGAAGAUCCUGGGCUGUUACUGGAAGAGGAGGAGGCUGCUGCUAUGCAAGAGCAAGUAAACCAGAUAAAAGCACAAGAGGAGGAAUUUGAAACCUUCACUCUUAAGAUCAUCCAUAGGAAAAACAGAACUGGAUUUGAGGAGGACAAAAAUUUUCACGUUCCUUUAAAUUCAGUAAUUGCUGGCCGCUACCAUGUUACUGAGUUUCUUGGAUCAGCUGCAUUCAGCAAAGCCGUCCAGGCGCAUGACCUUCAUACUGGGAUGGAUGUCUGCGUCAAGAUUAUAAAAAACAACAAGGAUUUUUUUGAUCAGAGCCUUGAUGAAAUAAAACUUCUCAAGUAUGUCAACAAGCACGACCCUGCAGACAAGUAUCAUAUUCUUCGGUUGUAUGAUUAUUUCUAUUAUCGAGAGCAUUUGUUGAUUGUUUGUGAAUUGCUCAAAGCAAACCUAUACGAAUUCCAUAAAUUCAAUAGAGAAUCUGGAGGGGAGGUCUAUUUUACAAUGCCUAGACUCCAGUCAAUUACAAUUCAAUGUUUGGAAGCCCUGCAAUUCUUACACAGUCUUGGCCUCAUACAUUGUGAUUUGAAGCCAGAGAAUAUUUUGGUGAAAAGUUACAGUAGAUGUGAGGUGAAGGUCAUUGAUCUGGGUAGUAGUUGUUUUGAAACAGAUCAUCUUUGUUCAUAUGUUCAAUCUAGGUCCUAUCGUGCACCAGAGGUUAUUUUGGGACUUCCAUAUGAUAAAAAGAUUGAUGUCUGGUCCCUUGGGUGCAUCCUUGCAGAACUCUGCACCGGCUUUGUCCUCUUCCAAAAUGAUUCUCCUGCUACUUUACUUGCUCGAGUGAUUGGAAUCAUAGGCCCCAUUGAUCAAGAGAUGCUUGCAAAAGGUCGAGAUACAUACAAAUAUUUCACCAAAAAUCAUAUGCUUUAUGAACGGAACCAGGACUCCAACAGACUGGAAUACUUGAUACCCAAGAAGUCAUGCUUAAGACAUCGGUUGCCAAUGGCAGACCAAGGCUUCAUUGACUUUGUUGAUCAUCUGCUUGAAAUAAACCCAAAGAAACGGCCGUCUGCAUCAGAAGCUUUGAAACACCCGUGGUUACAAUAUCCUUACGAACCAAUCUCAUCAUAA